Molecule: messenger RNA, 108 nt
Organism: Phytophthora infestans T30-4
Lineage: Eukaryota; Oomycota; Peronosporomycetes; Peronosporales; Peronosporaceae
Exons: 1
Coding region: 1-108 (35 amino acids)
Source: RefSeq, a predicted model, not a curated record
AUGGUUGACCAAGGCCAACCUGCUGGUCCGGCGGCACAAGCAGCAGCUCCCGUUGUUGGCAGUAACAAGCUUCCGAAGUAUGACAAAGCAGGCGGUUUCGAUCUGUAA